Molecule: messenger RNA, 5228 nt
Organism: Carassius auratus (goldfish)
Lineage: Eukaryota; Metazoa; Chordata; Actinopteri; Cypriniformes; Cyprinidae
Product: A disintegrin and metalloproteinase with thrombospondin motifs 20-like
Biological process (GO): proteolysis; extracellular matrix organization
Cellular component (GO): extracellular matrix
Molecular function (GO): metalloendopeptidase activity; zinc ion binding
Source: RefSeq, a predicted model, not a curated record
GUUACAACGUUGUGGUUCGGAUUCCUGCUGGUGCGACCAACAUCGAUAUAAAGCAGGUCAGCUACUCAGGAUUGCCAGAAGAUGAUAACUACCUUGCUCUGUCUGACAGUCAGUCCAACUUCCUCCUGAACGGGAACUUCGUGGUGUCCAUGUUUAAAAGGGAAAUCACCUUUAAGGGAGCGGAGAUCGAGUACAGCGGAUCUAACACCACGGUUGAGCGGAUCAACUGCACAGAGCGGAUCGAGCAGGAGCUCGUGCUGCAGGUUCUAUGCGUGGGAAACCUGUACAAUCCUGACGUCAGAUAUUCCUACAGUAUUCCCAUCGAGGAGCAGAGACAGCAGUUUGUGUGGGAUCUGUCAGGUCCCUGGCAGGAGUGCAGCCGCAUGUGUCAAGGUGAGCGGCGGCGGAAGGCUGUGUGUGUUCGUAAGAGUGAUCAUUUGGUGGUUUCGGAGCAAAGGUGUGAGAAUCUACCUCGACCCAGAGGCACAACGGAGCCCUGCAAUGCUGACUGUGAACUCAGGUGGCACGUGGCGGGGCGGAGUGACUGCUCCAGUAAGUGUGGCCCGGGUUACCGUACAUUAGAUGUUCUGUGCAUGCGCUACAGCCAGAACAAGAGGCCAAGUGAGCGCAUGGAGGCCAGAGUCUGUGCAGAGCUGCCCAAACCGCAGAUGCGUGAGGGAUGUCAUGGGGACUGUCUGCUCAAGAGCUGGCAGUACAGCGCCUGGUCUCAGUGUUCGAAGAGCUGUGGACAUGGUGUCCGGACGCGGCAGGCAUACUGUAUGAACAAUCUGGGUCGCAGGCUGGUGGAGAGAGAGUGUAGCGUGCAGCAGAGAGUCCUGAGCGAACCCUGCAAUGAUGUGCCCUGUCCCGACUGGAGCGCCAGUGAAUGGAGCGAGUGUCUGGUGACGUGCGGGAAGGGUGUCAGACACAGACAGGUGCUUUGCAUUCUGGGAGACGAGAAUCUGAAUGAACAGCGCUGCGACCCAAACACCAAACCCUCAGCAGUGGGCAGCUGUGAGCUUCCCGAAUGUGCGUCCUGGCAGGUCGGAGCCUGGAGUCCGUGCACAGUGAGCUGCGGACAAGGAUAUCAGAUGCGUGCGGUCAGGUGUGUGUCGGGAGCGUACGGCGAGACAGUGGACGACAGAGAUUGUAACGCAGCCGCCAGACCUCGAGACAGUCAGGACUGUGAGUUGUCAGCUUGUCCUCGCGCAGCAUCAGUGUUUAACACACCCAGACCAGCAGAAGUGGGUCAGAGACACACACAGUGGAGAUACGGCUCAUGGACCAGCUGCUCGGUUUCGUGCGGCGAGGGCCGACGCGAGCGAUACGUCAGCUGUAGAGACGCUCAAGGCGGCGUCGCUGAAGAGUCGUCCUGUGAUCAUCUUCCUCGUCCUCCAGACUCCUCUGUGUGUUUCAGUCCCUGCGGUCAGUGGAGGGAAGGAGAAUGGACACCAUGCUCUGUGUCGUGUGGUGUGGGUCGCUCCACGCGGCGGGUCGUGUGCAUGAACUAUCAUCAUCAGCUGGAUGAGUCGUUCUGUGACCCAGAUGAGCGUCCCAGUGCUGAGCAGGAGUGUGCGGCCGCCCCCUGCCAGUCCUCCUACCACUGGCCCAACAACCAGCCCCACUUCCCCUACGACCCCGGCAGCCACAGCUGGAACGUCCCGUCUGCAGACAACCAGUGGAGGACUGGGCCCUGGGGAGCUUGCUCCAGCUCGUGUGAAGGAGGGAUCCAGCGGCGGGUCGUGGUUUGUCAGGACGCAGACGGACGCAGCACCAGUCACUGUGAUGAGAGAGUCAAACCUGACGAAUCCAAGAGCUGUGAGUCUGGACCCUGUCCACACUGGAACCACGGCAUCUGGGGCCAGUGCUCACGCUCAUGCGGCGGCGGUCAGCGCACACGUCUGGUGGUCUGUCAGCGUCCCAACGGUCAGCGUUUAAACGAGCACAGCUGCGAUGUUCUGGACAAACCGGCCGAUGUGGAGCAGUGUAACGGCCAGCCCUGCGCCGCCGCCGCUUCAUGGCACAGACGAGCGUGGAAGCCGUGCUCGGUGUCCUGUGGGAAGGGAGUUAAAGAGCGGCAGAUCGUCUGUGUCGAUCAGAACCAAACACAGAUCCAGGAGCACAGCUGCGCUCAUCUCAUCCCACCCAGAACACAGAAGGCCUGUCGGGCCGGGCCCUGCCCCUCCUGGAGAGCCAAUCGCUGGAGAGAGUGUUCAGUGAGCUGUGGCGCUGGCCUUCAGUUGCGUGAGGUCUUCUGCAGGUCAAAGGGCAAAGGUCGCGUCUCUGAUGACCUGUGUGACGCACGAGUACGUCCAGAUCUCCUCCGCUCCUGCUUCCACAGCGACUGCCAGACGCACAGCUGGACAACACACGACUGGAAGGACUGUAACGUGAGCUGUGGCCGGGGCGUGAGGUCCAGAUCUGUGUUUUGUGUGGACGGAGGGAUGAAGGCGGCUCCGGACAGCAUGUGUGAUGCCUCUCUCAAACCCCACACACACGAGCCGUGUCACAGCGCCACCUGCCUGUACGUCUGGAUCAGCAGCGCAUGGAGUCAGUGCUCGGUGAGCUGUGGCUCUGGAGUCCAGCGGAGGGCGCUGCACUGCUCUGCCGUGACCUCUGACCUGCAGACGUACUCACACGCAUCUCCCUCCGACUGCAGCGAGAGACCGCCGGCCGACAGCAGACCGUGUGUCCAGUCUGAGUGUCCGUCUGCUGACCGCUGGAGCACCGGGCCGUGGAGCCAGUGCUCUCAGACGUGCGGCGCUGGAGUCAUGCACAGGACGGUCCGGUGUCUCAGCGCUCUAAACCUCUCGUCUCAGAGCUGUCCCCUGUCCAGCCGUCCAGAGACACACUCCACCUGCAGACAGACCGACUGUGAGCUGCACACCAGCUGUCGAGAAGUUCAGGUGAAGGGAGGCGUUCAGAAAGACGGAGAGCACUUCAUCAAAGUCCGAUCCAAGAUCCUGCAGAUCUACUGCGCAGAGAUGCACAGCGCCUUCCCCAAAGAGUACGUGUCCCUGCGCAGCGGCCAGACCGACAAUUACUCCGAGGUGUACGGAUACAGGCUGCAGAACCCGUUCGAGUGUCCGUUUAACGGCAGUCGGCGGCAGGACUGCGCCUGCAGGAACGAUUACACCGCGGCCGGUUACACCGUCUUCCAGCGCGUACGGCUGGAUCUGUCCAGCAUGAGCAUCAUCCCGACUGAUUUGAAGUUCAGUCAGACGUUGUUCGGUCGCUCCGUCCCGUUUGCGUCCGCAGGAGACUGCUACAGCGCCGCUAAAUGUCCUCAGGGUCAGUUUAGUAUAAAUCUCAGUGGAACAGGACUGAAGGUCACAGAAGCCACUAAAUGGGUUUCACAAGGCAACUACGUCACGCUCAAAGUCCACCGCUCAGAAGACGGUAGCAGGAUCUACGGCCGCUGCGGGGGCUUCUGUGGGAAGUGUCUUCCUCAUACGGGCCUUUUUGUCAAAAUCCAGUAAGAAAGACGUCCACUAAAUCAGCUGGAGGAACUGGUCCCGACUGAUUCACGUCUGGUUUUUACGUCUGGCAGCUACGCUAUACAGAACAAGUACGAAACGUCCCACUUCUGCACUUUCUGAAAGAUAUUGAACCAAAUAACUGUGAGUGUCUCCACGGAUCGGGACGGAUCGGGAUGCAGGAUUCGUUGGGUGAGAUGAUGAUAACACGGAUGUAGUCGCGUGUUCCCGUGAAAGUUCGUCGGUCAACGUUAAACGCUAGAUUCAUUCAUGACCAAAUUCGGUUUCAACAACAGCAUGUUUAAGGGGUUUUUUUUUAGUUUAGUUGUGUCAAACUGUCAGAUCCUUUGAGUUUUGACAGAAAGGGAUUCACUGAACAAUUUAAAAAGUGUUUUUAUAAUCCAAAAGAUCUGCUAUUUUGUUUUCACGAGGACACCAGUCAUUGAAUGUUUAACUUGUGUCUGCUUCAAAAGGGUUCGACAAUCUAGAAGAAGGUAGAAAACACUGAAAUCUCUUUACCCUGAGAUCGGUAAAAGUGUGAGCUUAAUGAAUAGAUGUCCUCAUCAACCAGAAGGGUUAAUAUAUAGCAUAUUUGAUACAUAUUUAAUAAUAUACUGACAUCAAUUAACGGUGCUAAAAAGAGUUCAUAAGAUGAUGUUCGCAUGUGCUUUUGCAUUUUACGCGGUUACUUAUCUAACUGAGACAGAAACAGUCCUGAAGAUCUGAGCCUAAAGUGGUUUAGGUGACCAAGAAAAGACCAGCUAACCUAAAAUUCAAUUCUUUUACAGAUUAAAUUCAACUAUAGUUGACACUGACGGUCAGUUUUUAUAAAGCAAAUACACUAGCAUUCAGAAAUUAGGUACCAUUUUUUAAUGAUUUCUUAAAAAGUCUCUUCUGCUCACCGAGGCUGCAUUUAUUUGAUCAAAAAUACACUAAAAAUUAAUAAAAUAUUCUGACUAUUUAAAAUGAUUGUUUCUGUGUGAAUAUAUUAACCUCAUGUAAUUUAUUCCUUUCAUGCAAUGCUGAAUUUUUACCAUCAUUACUCCAGCUAAAUUAAAUCGCGUGACACAAACUGAAUUAAAUGGACUAAAUUAAUGAAUUUAAAGUCAGAUGAAUUAAUCCAGACAUGCGUCCUCACAUCAGUUUUAUUAGAAGGGAAUAAUAAACUAGAUCAGAUUAAAACUGCAUAACCCUACCUCUCAUAAUCAUAACCACUGUGUUGUGCAUUAUUUAUGUUUGACAGUAUUUAUUCUGUAACUACAUGUACAUACGUCUCAUCUAAUGGUAAUAUUAUUAAACACUGACCAUUUAUUAGUCAUUAACCAGAGGUUUACAGGUGCUGUUUUAACUACUGAACGAGUUUUAACCAGUACUAGACUCAGUUUUAGAGAGAUUGUGUAAAUAGCUGGAGAAUAUUUCAAGCAUAGUACAAAUCAUCACUUUUUUCGCUUUCAACCAAAGUCUGUUUAAUGUGUGUGAAUGUAGAUAAUACGAGCUGUUUUAGGGUAACAUGGUGUUGGAAGAGGUCUGACUCAGAAAUGAAAGCACUGUAUGAUGCACUGUGUGCCACAUUUACACACACACCUCUGCUCGGUCAGACGUCUCUGAAGUGUGUCAGACUCCUUCCCAAAGAUGAUCGCUCCUCUUCAGAACAGCAUCCUGUGGUUUGUGAUGAAAUCUUUGGUGCUACCAUACUGUACAAAUGCAAUGUAAAUGAGAUUUUAAGCACUGUACUAAUGCUGAUCGUCAUAA